UUUGGCCAACAGAAUUUUGAAGCAGCUGGCAAAGUGAUGAUGCAGCCGGAGGGGAAACAAUGCGGCCAUACAGUUGCAGCAGCAACAACAAAAAUACAACCACUUGCACCCGGAUCAGAUGGAAUAAUGGAUAUGGUUAGCCGUAUGAGAGUAAUGAAAUUUUUCAAUGUGAUCCUUGCGCGACUCUGGCGACGACGUUGUUCUGAAGUUUGCGAGCUGAACGAACUGGUUCGCAAAUAUGAAUCAAAGAUAAAUAAAACGCACGACGAACUCAUCAAGCGCAACAAGAUGAUCUGCCAUGAGCAGCGACGAUGCGGGCAUUGGGAAACAGAGCUGCGUCGAGUCCAGGCCGUGUCGGAUUUGAAUAUGCGCCGCUGUGUGACCAUUGAGAAGGCGCUGAACGUGGCGUGCGGCCAGAGGUUGCACCUUAGUAAGGAACUGCAGGCCAAGACUCUGGAGUGCAACAAUGCCUCAGAUCUGCUCAACGAGAGCCGAACUGAGAUGUUUCGUGAGCUGUCCAAGCAUCGGGAGUGUGCCAAAGCAUUGGCUGAGCAACAGCGACUCAAUCGCUGGCUAGAGAUAAGAAAUGUCGAACUGGAGGAUGAGCUGAUGACACUCAAGGAUCGGUUUCAGUCGCAGCAUGAUGAUGUUUCCGUCGCUAUGCAUAAGAGUAAGUUGCAGCUGGAUGAUACAUAUGAGAGGCUCAAGGAUUUUGAACAGCAACUAACCGAGUUUCAGCUCCAACAUUUUCAACUGCUGAAGGAGAUCCAGGAAGAUGGCGUGUUCCAGGAGAUGGAUGAAAUUGAACGCAAAAUCGGAAUAAUGCCUUAUGCAAUAUAUUUUAUCAUCGUCGAUCGUUGGCCGAAUGCUAAGUUUAUUCUGCAUGAGAUAAUGGCCCGAUUUUUGGUCUAUAUACUACAUCAUAACCCAUUGCCCGUAUCGACGAUGCCAAUUACGGUGGUUGGUGUUUUUUGUGGCGUCAUUCUACUCUUCGGCGCUAUGAAAUGAUUCGGUAUGUGUAUGUAUCUAUAUAUACAUAUGUAUAUGUGUAUACAUAUAUUUAAAGGUUCCUGUAAAUUGAAAUGGAUGGCAGAAUGUUCUAGUUGUCAGUUUUUUCUUACUUUCGUUUCUAGUUCGAUUAAAUUAAGUUUUGAAAGUAUUUUCAAAAUUGGUUUGUCAAAUAGAAAUUAUCUAAAUUGUCAUCUGGACAAAUUCGAAUUUAGAUGCGUGUGCGAAUCCAUCCGAUAGACAUACAUUUAUAUACAUAUAUGUAUAUAAAUUAUAUUUUAUUGUACAAUA
This is a messenger RNA of Drosophila grimshawi, 1299 nucleotides long. Its product is annotated as coiled-coil domain-containing protein 18. Bases 37 to 1008 code for a protein of 323 amino acids. Lineage: Eukaryota; Metazoa; Arthropoda; Insecta; Diptera; Drosophilidae. The transcript has 5 exons. The record is from RefSeq and is a predicted model, not a curated record.